Episyrphus balteatus (marmalade hoverfly) is the source of this 1123-nucleotide messenger RNA. Its product is annotated as serine protease easter-like. Lineage: Eukaryota; Metazoa; Arthropoda; Insecta; Diptera; Syrphidae. Bases 226 to 1110 code for a protein of 294 amino acids. The record is from RefSeq and is a predicted model, not a curated record. Gene Ontology annotation, biological process: proteolysis. Gene Ontology annotation, molecular function: serine-type endopeptidase activity. The transcript has 2 exons.
GUAAAAAAACCCACAAAAAGGUACGAAUAUAAUAAUUAUAUUGUUCUUAAAAAAAUCUUUUAAAUAUGAUUGUUUUAUAUUAUUCUUUGAUGCAUCGAAAUUUUAUAGCCCCAUUUUUCAGUAGAAAUUUUUAUUGUUAACAAAAUUGGACCGCAACCACCAGCUCUAGAAAACACAGCAAAUAAUUCUACUAACGUAACAAAAAUUGACGAAUUUCCAUCACGGAUGGCAUUGAUAGAUCUAGAAAACACCAUUACAAGACUGGGAACAAAUCUACCCGAACCUGGUCAGUGUGGUAAUUUUAUUUCAAAUCCAAUUAAUGGUGCCAAUGUAAUAAAAAUUGACAAAUUUCCAUGGUUGGCACUGAUACAGUAUGAAAAAGAUGGGAAUUCAGUUGGAUAUAGAUGUAGUGGAAGUUUGAUCAAUAACCGAUAUGUUUUGACAGCAGCGCAAUGCAUAAGCGGCCUACCCAUAAAUUGGAAGCCGUCUCGAGUUCGUUUAGGUGAAUGGAACGCUUCAACAGAUCAAGACUGUGAGGUAGACACUCGUGGUAUUAAGAACUGUGCUGAUCCUUAUAUUGAUGUUACAAUCGAGAAAGUAAUUCCUCAUGAAAAAUUUGAAAAUUCAUUAAAGGGUCCACAGAACGAUAUAGCUUUGAUACGUUUAUCACGUAUUGUUGAUUAUACCGAUUAUAUUCGACCAAUUUGUUUGCCACUUGAUGAUAUCCUCAAGGAAUCAACAUUUGACGGAUACAAAAUGUAUAUUUCCGGUUGGGAAAUACCCGAUGAAGGAAUAAAGGGAAUUAUUAAACGUUAUGCUGAAGUUCCAGUUGUACCGGUAAAUGAAUGCAAAAGUCUUUACAGCCAAAACAGUUUAGAUGUAGGAACCUCACAAAUUUGUGCUGGUGGUCAAAAAGGUAUUGAUUCUUGCCGUGGUGAUGCAGGUGGACCUCUUAUUGGAUUGGAUUCUUCUAAUAAACAGCGAGUUUACAAUUUUAUCGCUGGAAUAGUUUCAUUUGGGGCAUCUCCGUGUGGACAGCAAGACUGGCCAAGUGUUUACACAAGAGUCGGUUAUUAUGUUGAUUGGAUUAAGCAACAUAUUGAACCUUAAAUUUUGUUUGAAU